This is a messenger RNA of Westerdykella ornata, 1770 nucleotides long. RefSeq names its product MFS general substrate transporter. Gene Ontology annotation, biological process: transmembrane transport. NCBI's taxonomy places the organism in Eukaryota, Fungi, Ascomycota, Dothideomycetes, Pleosporales, Sporormiaceae. The transcript is spliced from 3 exons. Gene Ontology annotation, molecular function: transmembrane transporter activity. Bases 1 to 1770 code for a protein of 589 amino acids. The record is from RefSeq and is a predicted model, not a curated record.
AUGACCCAACCAGGCCAUGAGCUCGGGAACCUCAGGCCUUCCAGUGUGGAUUCAGACAAGACGGCCGCUCGAAGUGGUAACCCCUCCAUGACGGACAACAAGGGUCCGCUCGAGAGUACGAUGCCUUCGUAUCAGAACUCCCUCCGUGACAAGGCUCAGGAAGACGUCGCAGACAAGGCUCAAGAUGAAGUCGCAGACAAGUCCGGAGAGCAGAGCAGCGAGUCGGAUGCAGAAUUCGAGUACCCCAAGUCCUGGAGGCUGGCCGCCAUCACCAUCGCCCUGUGUUUGUCCGUCUUCUGUAUGGCUCUGGACAACACCAUCAUCGCAACCGCCAUCCCCCGAAUCACCGAUCAGUUCAAGGCUCUCAACGAUGUCGGCUGGUACGGCUCCGCUUAUCUGCUGACCACCUGUGCGUUGCAGCUCAUCUUCGGAAAAUUCUACACCUACUACUCCAUCAAGUGGGUCUACCUGGCUGCUCUCGGGACCUUCGAACUCGGCUCGCUCAUUUGUGCUGUUGCGCCAAACAGCACAACUCUCAUCGUCGGACGCGCGAUUGCAGGCGUUGGAUGCGCCGGCAUCUUCAGCGGUGCGGUUCUCAUCAUCGCAAACACCGUUCCUUUGAGACAGCGACCGACAUACAUGGGCUUGAUCGGAGGCAUGUAUGGGAUAGCGUCGGUUGCUGGCCCACUCAUGGGCGGAGCUUUCACUGACCACCUGACAUGGCGAUGGUGCUUCUAUAUCAAUCUUCCUUUUGGCGCAGUCACCGCUGCCUUCAUCAUCCCGUUCCUCAAAGUCGGCCGGCGCGGAUCCAAGGAACAGUUGACUUUCAUGCAGCAACUUCAGAAGUUCGACCUGGAGGGCACUGUUCUCUUCCUACCGGCCGUCAUCUGCCUCCUGCUCGCACUCCAAUGGGGAGGAAGCAGAUAUGAGUGGCAGAGUGGCCGCAUCAUCGCUCUCUUGGUCCUCUUCGGCGUUCUCAUCAUCGGUUUCCUGGUCGUCCAGUGGUGGAAGCAGGAAGCGGCCACUGUCCCGCCGCGAGUCUUCCUCAAUCGCAAUGUCUGGGGAUCUUCUCUCUAUAUCGCCAUGGUCGGCGCCGCGUUCUUCAUCAUGGCCUACUUCCUCCCCAUCUGGUUCCAAGCCAUCAAGGGUGUCUCCGCCACCAAGUCCGGCAUCAUGAAUCUCCCCGCUAUCCUCGCUGUCGUCAUCUUCUCCAUUCUCGCUGGCGGCCUCGUUACGGCGCUCGGCUACUACACCCCUUUCAUGCUCGCUUCCGCCAUCCUGAUUCCCAUCGGUGCAGGUCUCCUCUCUACCUUCGAAGUCGACACCAACUCCCCCAAGUGGAUCGGCUACCAGGUCAUCUUCGGCGCCGGCUGCGGUCUGGGCAUGCAACAAGCGCUCAUUGUCGUGCAGACCGUACUACCUGACGCAGAUGUCCCCAUCGGCACCGCAAUCAUGAUGUUCAUGCAGACGCUAGGCGGCGCGCUCUUCAUCUCGGUUGCCCAAAACGUCUUCACCAACCAACUCAUCAAGAACCUCCGCACCAUCGUCCCCGACCUUGCAUCCGAAUUUGUCCUCACAGUCGGUGCGACGGAGAUCAAGAACAAGAUUGCCGAGCAGUACCGCCCGGGUGUCAUCAAGGCAUACAAUGAGUCGUUGACGGAGACAUUCUACGUGUCGGUAGCGACGGGCGCGCUGUCCCUUGUGGGUGUCUUGUUCGUGCAGUGGAAGAGUAUGAAGGGGAAGAAGGUGGAGAUGGCAAUGGCUGCGUGA